Ostrinia nubilalis (European corn borer) is the source of this 4670-nucleotide messenger RNA. RefSeq names its product kinesin-like protein KIF20B. The record is from RefSeq and is a predicted model, not a curated record. The transcript is spliced from 14 exons. Gene Ontology annotation, molecular function: microtubule motor activity; ATP hydrolysis activity; ATP binding. Bases 37 to 4224 code for a protein of 1395 amino acids. Lineage: Eukaryota; Metazoa; Arthropoda; Insecta; Lepidoptera; Crambidae. Gene Ontology annotation, biological process: microtubule-based movement. Gene Ontology annotation, cellular component: kinesin complex; nucleus; microtubule.
GAUUAUCUGCUAGUUUUGCUGUGAUAGUUCGUUAAAAUGUUAGCGCAACGCUUUUCCGACAAUGAUCAGUCGAAAAGAGAUAUACCGUCGUUUAUUGAACCUAUGCCUCCGUUGAUUUCGAAUCCUUUCAUGAGACCCCGGCCUCAGAAAGGCACCAAUUUGUUGGAACUAUUUGAGGAGGAUUCGGAGAGUGAAGAGCCUGAGUUAGUGCAAGUAUACCUGCGGUUGAAGCCCUACCAUUCGCCAAGUAACUUGUAUGAAAUAAGAUCGGAUCGGUGUCUGAUAACAUCAGUGGAUACUGCCACAGCGGGUCAUGGGCGGCGCACCCAGCACAAUGUGUCUAAAAUGUACACCUUCUCGCACAUAUUUGGACCAGAAGCGACACAAAAGGAAGUAUUUGAAAAUGUGGUCAAAGACAACCUGAAGAAACUACCAGAAGGUCACAACUUCACCUUGUUAACUUAUGGGGCAUCAGGCUCUGGCAAAACUUACACCCUGAUGGGGACAGUAGCGUCUCCUGGGCUGGUGCCAAGGUCCUUGGAGUAUGUGUUUAGAGUGGUGGACGCUGCACAGCAACCGCUGUACAAACCUGCUGAUGGGGGCUCUGAAAAACUGUGCAUUGCUGAACAAGAUUAUGAAUUACAGUGGGUGAAGAGACUGCGUCAUGUGUCUGCUCCCCUGAGAGACAAAUAUCGCAGGAUGAGUGCAGGGCUCUGCAGUGACUUUACCAUGAGCACCAUGGACCUAUCCAAUAGGACUAGGCAUUAUGUUUGGGUGUCCUUUGUGGAGAUAUACAAUGAAGGAAUAUAUGACUUGCUUGCUUCAUCUGACAGAAGAAAUUCUUCUAAAUUACGGAUUCGAGAGGAUGCUUCAGGAAAUGUCUAUGUGAAGGGUAUAACACAAGCCUUUGUACGGACUGGUGAAGAGGCCUAUGACGUGAUGGUGGCUGGAAAACAUAAUCUACAAGUGGCUGCCACUGGUGUCCAUGCGCAGUCUUCAAGAUCCCACUGCAUCUUCACCAUAACUAUGCUCACUGAGACAGAGGCGGGCGUGCGAACAUCGUGCGUGCGCCUUUGCGACUUAGCGGGCUGCGAACGCGCGCGACGCACGCGCAACACCGGCGCACGCAUGGCCGAGUCGCGCGCCAUCAACUCGUCGCUGCACGUGCUCGAGCGCUGCCUGCACACGCUGCGCCGCCGCCAGCGCCGCGCGCCCGCCGCUUGCGUGCCCUACAGGGAGUCGAAGCUGACGCGCCUGCUAGGCGCAGGGUUGUCAGGCGCGCGCGGCGAAGCGGUCAGCAUGGUGGUGACGCUCAACCCUGCGCCCGAAUACGCGCACGAGACCAAGCACGUGUUACAACUGGCCGCUGUGGCGAGGGACAUACAGGUGAACAACACGAUAGCGGAGUCGACUCUCGAGAGUAGUUCGCAGUACGACACCACCAUCGGAAGCAGCGCCGAGGUCGUCAAGCUGAGGUCCGACAACGAAAGGCUGCACUUUGAGCUCGUCCAGGCGCAGUCCCGCAACAAGGAGUUGCUAGCCGCCAUGGAGGAGCGGCAGCAGGAGGCCGCGGCCACCAUGCGAGAGCUGGUGGAAGAGGCCAAGGACAUGACGCGCCAGUACUACGAGGCGCAGCUCGAAGCGGCAAGGGCUGAGAUGGAAGAGAUGAUCGAAGAAUACGAAAGUCGUCUAAGCAAAACCGCCAAACCCAAGUCUGAAUCGGAAACUCCCUUAAAAUCUCUACAAAAUAAAGUAGCACAACUAAUGACAGAGGUGGCAAUACUAGAGGAGAAACUGACAGCGGAGCGUCUGGCCCGCGCUCGAGCUGAAGAAGAAGUGCAACAUCUUAGAGCUUGCAUUGAGGAGAGAGACGAAAAAGCAUUUGAAGAAAACGCUUCUGGAAACCGUGAAGACGUCAUGCUCCUCUCAGACAGUGACCAUGAAAGUGAUGAAGAAAUAGACGACCCUUGCAAUGAAUCCCUGGAACCCACCUUUAAGAAAGAGGACAUAAACAGAUCCAGACUUCUCCUACAAAACACUUUUGACCAGAACAGCAUCCACAGCGAAAACAGUUUCAACAACAGUGCACGCAGCAAUCGCACGGUUGAAAACGAAGACAGCGUUAUAAAUAAAUCAAGUGGUACGUUAAAAGAGCAUGAUACCAGUCAUGAGAGUACUAAAGAAUCUGUAUAUGCGACAGGCGAAGAUGACAGUGGAUCCACUAACAAAACAAAUGAUAAUAUGCAUGAUAGUGGAGCAAAUGAUACUAGAAAUGUUAGCGAUAUGAAACUACCGGUCACCCAAAAUGAGAAGCACCGUAAUGUAUCGGAAUAUAAUCAGACUUACGACAAUCGAGAGUCAUUAGCGAAAGCUCCAGAAGAACUGGCUCAUAAAGAAACAACUGUAAAUUCUAAUAAAAGCAACGAAUACGAAUUGUUAAAACCUAAAGAAACUGUUCCAAGAGGAACAUAUUUCGUUAGAUGUAGUGCAGAUGUUGAUGUAUCCAUGGAAAAUUUGAGCUUAAAUGAACCGAAUUCACUUACGCGUGGAACGUACUUUGUAAAAGAAGCAGAUCGCUUCGUAAUUCCCGCUGCUGAUACUAUAGAUGAAGGAAUCGCCGAAGAUCCUUCCAUUGACUCCCCUGUAGAUGACCUGAGAAAACCACCAUCUAAAGUAUCUGAAACAUUAGUAACUAAAAUAAUAAAGUCUAUAAAAUCUUCCCAGGGAAGUAAUACUUCAUUGGCACAAUUUGAACAGCUAGAAAAGGCUUCAAAAAACUGUGAUGUUUCAAAAGUUGAUACUAACCUUGUUGGUUCUGUAAAUAAACCAAAAGAAAAAAGAAGAUAUUUUGACGAAAACUCUCCGAAAAUUGACGAAGAAAAUUUAAUACCCGUUCCGAAGCUACUGAAAGAGAAGAAGACUUAUUUUGAUAAUAUUGAUGUCAACAUCGAACCACCUAAUGACAAUGCUGGCGAAAUCAAUCAUGAGGUCGAUAAUUUACAAUUUGACGUUACCAGAUCACCGUCCAUAGUCAAAGAUGAGGGCACUAAUGAUUUUAAACCGAGUGCUAUAAAGAAAUUAUUAGGAGAGAGUUUCACAAGACAACCAGAAAUAAUUUCCUCCGUACAAAAAGUAAAAGUUCUGCAUAAGAAACACGAAUCUGUUGACUUAUUCGAAGGGCUGGAUUCCCCUCGGCCAAUAGCCAAAACUCCUGAGAAAGUUGACGUGGUAGCACAAGCAAAAAAGUCUAUAGACCAGUUAGUUCAAGAUCAAAAGUCCGCUAGCAAAGUUACCGCUAAUAUAAAGCGAGACAUAAAGAUAGAACGACAAUCAAUUGCAGAAGAAUCAACAGAAAUCGAUUCUGCUCCUGUUGAAAUAAAUCCAGUGGAGAUAGAUAUGGCAAAAAAUUACGCGGAAGAAAAAUCGCCACUUAAAAGCUCUGCAACUGUAUCUAAAACAUCUGAGAACAUUGUUGAACUAGCAACGUCCACAGUAAAAGCACCUAAAAGUACCAAAAUGAUUCCAGAAGUUGCGCCAGAGUCAAAAGAAGUAAAGAAAGAGGUUCCAAAUGAGUCCAUCAAAGUUAACAACACUAUUGAAGAAUUCGACAACUUAUACAAAGACAUUUCAGCCUCCCGUGCCACUGAAUUUGAACUACUCGUCUCCCAAGUGAACACAUCAUCUAAAGAAGAAAAAGUAGAGCAUACUGAGACAGCUGAAGAAAUAAAAUACAAUUUACGCCACAAAAGCACUAAAUCUGAAGGCGUAAAGUUCUCUGAUAAAAUACACAGAGGAGACGAAGAAGUGCUACUAGAAAGCCAUGCAAAAUGUGAAAGCAAAGCUAAAACUACUAAACGGAGUUUGAGAUUACGCAGGCGUAAGAAUCAAAGUGACGAAGAACAGAUGGACCAAGAAAAUAAGCUUAAAGAUAUAGUUAAUCUGCAGAAAGAGUUCUCUGAUGUGACAAUGGAUGUGCCAGCACCCGUGAAGGUGGUUAAGGAAAUACAGUCGCCUGAAAAACCUGCGGGGGAAGACGAAAAUGUGCCUCCUUUGAUGGGGAUACAAAGCUGUCCAUCUAAAAGUGUAACCAGAAGCCGCCGCAAGUUGUUUACACCUCGAGCAGAGCCGCUAGACGAGUCCAUGGGCCAGCCUGGAGAUAGCUCGGAACGAGUUUACGUGCCGCGGCCCUCCUACCACCGGGCGCGGGCUCGCCGCAAGCUGUAGAUGCCCUUGUCAAGCUCACGACGACCCUUCUAAAGACAUUGACUUAGUAUGAAGGAGAGGGGCCCUGGGCAUUUGAUGGUAAUGGGGGUGCCCUCUUCCUCCAAAAAUAUUCACAGUUCAACUUUUUUUGAGAACCGACGGGGGCCCCCUCCAUUCUGUCACGAGCUCCAAGUGCCCAGUGACAAAGAGGGCCUGCCGUUUAUAGGACCUUGACAUGGGAAGGAGAUUACAAGCGCAACGAUAUGCUGCCCCAAGCUGUGAAAAUCUUUUUGUUUCUUUUGCUUAUUUGUGUCAAAGAGUCGGCGUGAAACUGAAACUUACGACAAAAAAUGUACAAAAAUUAAAAUCUUAAUUUAGGCUUAUAUUGUUUUACGUAUAUAAACGUUAGAAUUAUAAAUAGGUAUUGAAUAUUAAAUAAAAAUAUUAGUAUUAGAGAGCUUUUUUAA